Myiozetetes cayanensis is the source of this 7745-nucleotide messenger RNA. RefSeq names its product unc-13 homolog C (gene UNC13C). Gene Ontology annotation, molecular function: calcium ion binding; syntaxin-1 binding; phospholipid binding. Gene Ontology annotation, cellular component: neuromuscular junction; terminal bouton; presynaptic membrane. Gene Ontology annotation, biological process: presynaptic dense core vesicle exocytosis; synaptic vesicle priming; synaptic transmission, glutamatergic. The transcript is spliced from 32 exons. The coding region runs from base 15 to 6623 and encodes 2202 amino acids. The record is from RefSeq and is a predicted model, not a curated record. NCBI's taxonomy places the organism in Eukaryota, Metazoa, Chordata, Aves, Passeriformes, Tyrannidae.
AUAAAUUAUGCUCCAUGGUUUCUGCCCUCUUAAAGAGCCUGAUCUCAUCUUACAUAUAUAAGAUCCGCAAAGGAAUGUUUACAAAGAAAUCGGGAAAUAGUACAAAAAGGAAAGAGAGUUGUCAGAGCAAAAAGGAACAAGACUUUACUCAAAUUGGACAUACAAAGAAUCCAAAAUUUUCCAAUACUUUAAAAAGCACCGUUAAAAAGAUCACCAAGUGUCCAUCUGCUCGCAACUUAUCAACUGAAGAAGAGGAAAGCAAUAGAGAAUUUUCCCUUUCACCAACAUUCAGUUACAGGGUUGCUAUUGCCAACGGACUGCAAAGGCACGUUUUGGUAGCGCACACUAAUAAUGAAGAUAUAGUUCAAGAUCUGUCUUCAAAUGAUAGCUCGUGUUCUGACUCUUUGAGUGAAAUAAAAGGCAAUAGCAAGAGGAACGAAUACUCAUCACACACAAUGCCUGUGAGACGCAACAGGAAAAGCUUGAGCAGCCUCGCGCCUUCCGACGGAAGUUCAGAUGGAGAACGCACUUUGCACACCCUGAAACUGGGAGCUUUACGAAAACUAAGGAAAUGGAAAAAGAGCCAAGAAUGUGUCUCAUCGGACUCAGAACUAAGUACAUGGAAGAAAACAUGGGGAUUAAGAAGUAAAUCUCUGGACAGAGCUGGGCGUCACCAGAAAUCAAAUACUCUUGAGCCUGGCUUUAGCUCGACAGGUUGUAUUAGUCAAACCCAUGAUGUUAUGGAAAUGAUCUUUAAAGAGCUUCAGGGAAUAAGUCAAAUUGAAACAGAACUCUCUGAAUUAAGAGGGCAUGUUAAUGCUCUGAAACAAUCAAUUGAUGAAAUUUCCAGUAGUGUAGAAGUUGUACAAAAUGAAAUUGAACAAUUGCGAACUGGAUUUGUACAGUCCAGAAGAGAAACUCGGGACAUACAUGACUACAUUAAGCAGAUUGGCCAUCCAGGAAACAAAGCAAGUCUUAGGUUUUUAAACGUGCCUGAAGAGAGACUUGAAAAAACUGAAAGCAUAGUUUACAAAAUAUUAAUAGAUAAAAUGGGGUUCUCAGAGGCACAAAGCACUAUUAAAAUUGAGUUUGCCCAAAGACUGGGGCAACAAAGAGACUGUCCAAAUGCAAAGCCAAGACCCAUUCUUGUUUACUUUGAGUCAUCACAACAGAGAGAUUUGAUUUUAAAAAAGUCUUAUAAACUUAAGGGAACUGGCAUUGGAAUUUCUACAGAUAUAUUUUCCCAUGACAUAAAAGACAAAAAAGAAAGAGGACUGUCUUCUUCUCAGACAUAUGAAAGUAUGGAUAUGAAACUUUUAACUGUGGAGACAAAAUCUAAAAUGCAUGACUGGGAGUCACCUGACAGUGAUAAAGACUUGGAAUCAGAUAUAAAUAAGAACAGUUAUGCAAAGAUAUCUAAAUCAGUAUAUCAAAUAAAAACUAGCACUGCAAAGGGGAUUAUUGAGUCCCCAAACACUAAAGACCUUAAUAGAACUGCUGACAAUGGCACCUUUUCAAACAGAAGUUAUGGCAAUCAGUCACCAGAAUUUGACAAUCUGGAGAAACAAUCAAAGGCCUAUUAUUCAGACAUGACUCCUUUGUGGCAUUUACAGAAUGACUUUGCAACACCAAAGCUUAGCCGUUCAGAGUCAGACUUCUCAAAAUUGUGUCAGUCUUACUCUGAGGAUUUUUCAGAAAACCAGUAUUUUAUCAGAACAAAUGGCAGUUCACUAUUGUCUUCCUCUGAUCGAGAACUUUGGCAACGAAGGCAAGAUGAUUCUACAAACUGGUAUGGCAGUUCCCAGGAACAGACUUUUGUCCAAGACAUGCAACAGGAUCCAGAGCAAAAUGAAGUAGAAAACAUAGAAACUGUUGAUAGUGGAGUAAGCAAUGGAAUAAUCUGUGCAUCUGGAGAGAGAAACCACUAUAGUGAUACUCAGCUUGCUUUACAGGAUGACCUUUCCCAAUGGAAAGACUGGAAUCAGUUGGAACAAGGGGCAGAUUUGGGCCUAGACACAUCCACACAAGAAGUUUUUGUAUAUGAUAUGAGCAGCCCUUCAGAUCAACAGACAGAUUUUGGAAAGGGCCAAAAUUCUGACCUCCAGUAUGAUACUGAAAGCUAUGAUUUCACCCUAGAUGGUACUUCUCCAUCAUGUCCAGGCCUUGACAGUGAAACACAAAGUCAGUGGACUGGUCAAUAUGAUGAUUAUCAGGAUACAAAUUCUAUUUCCUCUUAUCAGAAUCAAAACAGAUUGCCUAUGAUGUACCGAAGUCAGAGUGAACUGCCUAGCGAUGAUUCAGAAGAAACGGCCCCUAAAUCGUGGCAUAGCCGGUUGAGCAUAGACCUUUCUGAUAAGGCUUUCAGCUUUCCUAAAUUUGGAUCUACACUUCAGCGUGCUAAAUCAGCUUUAGAAGUAGUCUGGAACAAAAGUACUCAGAGUUUAAGUGGAUAUGAAGACAGUGGAUCAUCUUUUAUGGGGAGGUUUAGAACUUUAUCUCAGUCUACUGCAAACGAAUCAAGUACAACCCUCGAUUCUGAUGUUUAUGCUGAGCCUUACUGCUACAAAGCAGAGUAUGAGGAAGACUUAAUUGAACCAUCUGGUGAGAAUGAAACAGAUUAUGUAGAAGUCAUGGAACAAGUGCUUGCUAAACUAGAAAACAGAACUAAUAGUAGUGAAACCAGUGAGCAAGUCCAAGAAUAUGAACUGGAGCAGUCUUUGUAUGAAACUCCAUAUGCAAUGCUACCAGAGGAGCAAUAUGACACUCAGUUUGACAGUGUGAUCAGUGAAGAGAUAUUAGAAGUUGAAAGUGAUGUGGUUCCUGAGGUAGAAAUCAGAGAAGAUGAAAACCAGAAUGUCCCAGAGACAGUUACUGAAAUUCCAAAGAAGAAAAGAAUACGACCAUCAUUCAAAGAAGCUGCUUUAAAAGCAUACAAGAAACAAAUGAAUGAUUUGGAAGAGAAGAUCCUUGCUGGAGAUAGCGGUUCUGUGGAUGAAAAGGCUCGGAUAGUAAGUGGAAGUUCCUUGGAUGCUUCCAAGCUUUAUGCAGUCCAGGCAUUUACUGGUGGACUGUAUGGCAUUGACAGCAUGCCAGACCUGCGCAGGAAGAAAUCGUUUCCCAUUGUUCGAGAUCUGGCUAUGACACUUGCAGCUCGAAAGUCUGGUAUUUCCAUGGCCAUGCUCACCCGGACCUCCAUAAACACUGAGGAAAUGAAAAUACAUGUCUUCAAGAAGACAUUGCAGGCUUUGAUCUAUCCUAUAUCAUCAACCACACCUCAUAACUUUGAAAUUUGGACAGCUACAACUCCCACAUACUGUUAUGAAUGUGAAGGUCUACUUUGGGGCAUAGCCAGACAAGGCAUGAGAUGCACGGAAUGUGGUGUCAAGUGCCAUGAGAAGUGCCAAGACCUCCUGAAUGCUGACUGUUUGCAGAGAGCAGCUGAGAAAAGUUCCAAACAUGGUGCAGAAGACAAAACACAGAAUAUUAUUAGUGCUAUGAAGGAAAGAAUGAAGAUUAGAGAGAAAAAUAGACCAGAGGUGUUUGAAGUGAUCCAGGAAAUGUUUAACAUUUCCAAAGAAGAUUUUGUACAACAUACAAAAGCAGCAAAACAAAGUGUUUUAGAUGGAACAUCCAAAUGGUCAGCAAAAGUAACCAUCACAGUUCUUUGUGCUCAGGGCUUGCAGGCUAAGGACAAAACUGGCUCCAGUGACCCGUAUGUUACUGUGCAAGUUGGCAAAAACAAGCGGAGAACAAAAACCAUAUUUGGAAACUUGAAUCCCGUAUGGGAUGAAAAAUUCUAUUUUGAAUGCCAUAACUCUACAGAUAGAAUAAAGGUGAGAGUAUGGGAUGAAGAUGAUGACAUCAAAUCUAGAGUAAAGCAACAUUUCAAAAAAGAAUCAGAUGACUUCCUGGGGCAAACAAUCAUUGAAGUAAGAACACUGAGUGGAGAAAUGGAUGUAUGGUAUAAUUUAGAAAAGCGAACAGAUAAAUCAGCUGUUUCUGGUGCCAUUAGACUGAAAAUCAAUGUUGAAAUAGAAGGAGAGGAGAAAGUUGCUCCCUAUCAUGUGCAGUACACCUGUCUACAUGAGAAUCUGUUCCAUUACUUGACGGAAGUUAAAUCUAACGGAGUGGUGAAAAUCCCUGAGGUGAAAGGCGAUGAGGCCUGGAAGGUGUACUUUGAUGAUGCUGCCCAGGAAAUCGUGGAUGAAUUUGCAAUGCGCUAUGGAAUCGAAUACAUUUAUCAGGCUAUGACGCACUUUUCCUGUCUAUCUUCUAAAUAUAUGUGCCCUGGUGUUCCAGCAGUUAUGAGCACAUUGUUGGCCAAUAUAAAUGCUUUCUAUGCUCAUACCACAGCAGCAACAAAUGUAUCCGCCUCAGACCGCUUUGCUGCUACUAACUUUGGGAGAGAAAAGUUCAUAAAACUGCUGGAUCAGUUGCACAAUUCUCUGAGGAUUGAUUUAUCCAAAUACAGGGAUAAUUUUCCUGCCAGCAAUUCUGAAAGACUCCAGGAUCUGAAAUCAACUGUGGACCUGCUUACCAGCAUUACUUUUUUUCGGAUGAAGGUCCUGGAACUGCAGAGCCCGCCUCGAGCCAGCACUGUGGUGAAAGAUUGUGUAAGAGCCUGCCUGGACUCAACUUACAGAUACAUCUUUGACAAUUGCUAUGAUCUCUACUCCCAGUUAGUGGAUCAGAGUAAGAAACAAGAAGUUCCUAAAGAAGAACAGGGACCAACAACAAAGAAUUUGGAUUUCUGGGCCCAGCUUAUUACUCUGAUGGUCACCAUUAUAGAUGAAGAUAAAACAGCAUAUACACCAAUCUUGAACCAGUUCCCUCAAGAGUUGAACAUGGGGAAAAUCAGUGCUGAAAUCAUGUGGACUCUGUUUGCCCAGGAUAUGAAAUAUGCUCUGGAAGAACAUGAAAAGCAGCGGUUAUGCAAAAGCACAGAUUAUAUGAAUUUGCACUUCAAAGUGAAAUGGUUUUAUAAUGAAUAUGUGCGAGAACUCUCCACUUUCAAGGAUGCAGUGCCUGAAUACUCUCUGUGGUUUGAACCAUUUGUCAUUCAGUGGCUGGAUGAAAAUGAAGAUGUCUCAAUGGAGUUUCUUCAUGGAGCACUAGAAAGAGACAAAAAAGAUGGGUUUCAGCAAACGUCAGAUCAUGCCCUCUUCUCUUGUUCUGUGGUUGAUGUCUUCACACAGCUCAAUCAAAGCUUUGAGAUUAUUAGGAAACUGGAGUGUCCUAAUCCAGAAGCACUAUCUCACUUAAUGAGAAGAUUUGCAAAGACUAUCAACAAAGUGCUUCUUCAGUAUGCUGCUAUUAUUUCAAGUUACUUCAGCUCGUAUUGUGAUAAAGAAAAUGUGGCCUGUAUCUUGAUGAACAACAUUCAACAAUUAAGAGUCCAGCUUGAGAAAAUGUUUGAGUCCAUGGGAGGAAAGGAGUUGGAUCCUGAAGCUAGUGUUGUUCUAAAAGAACUUCAGGCGAAACUUAGCAAUGUAUUGGAUGAACUCAGUGUAACAUAUGCUGCAAGUUUCCAAUUUGUUAUUGAAGAUUGUGUAAGACAAAUGAGCAAUGAACUGAAUCAAAUGAGAGGCAAUGGGAAUGCAGCAGCCAACAAGAACAGUGCAGCCAUCGAUGCUGAGAUUGUGCUUCGGCCUCUCAUGGAUUUCCUGGACAAAACUUUAAGCAUCUCUGCAAAAAUCUGUGAGAAGACAGUUCUGAAACGGAUUUUGAAAGAGCUCUGGAAGUUGGUCUUAAACAAAAUAGAAAAACAAAUUGUGCUUCCACCACUGACAGACCAAACCGGGCCCCAGAUGAUAUUCAGUGCAGCCAAAGAUCUUGGACAACUGUCAAAACUCAAGGACCAUGUGAUUCGAGAGGAAGCCAAAAGCCUGACCCUGAGGCAAUGUGCAAUAAUGGAAGUAGCACUGGUGACUAUAAAGCAAUACUUCCAUGCUGGAGGGAGUGGGCUGAAAAAGAAUUUCCUGGAAAAGAGCCCAGACCUACAGUCCCUCAAGUACGCUCUGAGCCUUUACACACAAACUACAGACGCCUUGAUAAAGAAGUUUAUAAACACUCAGACUUCUCAAACUCAAACUGCUAAUAAUUCCGUGGGUGAGAUAUCUAUACAGGUGGAUGUCUCCACACAUCCUGGAACUGGGGAGCAUAAAGUCACUGUAAAAGUUGUGGCAAUUAAUAAUCUAAACUGGCAAACGACAGCCAUGUUCCGGCCGUUUGUGGAAGUUUGCAUGUUAGGCCCUAAACUAAGUGACAAGAAAAGAAAACAUGGAACCAAGACAAAGAGCAACACGUGGUCCCCAAAAUACAAUGAAACUUUCCAAUUCAUGCUGAGUAAUGAAGAUAAGCCAGGAGCCUACGAACUUCACCUGUCAGUGAAAGAUUACUGCUUUGCUCGGGAGGACCGAAUUAUAGGAAUGACAGUCAUUCAGCUGCAAAGCAUCGCGGAGAAAGGGAGCUGUGCCUCCUGGUACCCCCUGCUGAGAAACAUCUCCGUGGAUGAGACUGGGCUAACCAUUCUUAGGAUACUUUCUCAGAGGAACAAUGAUGAAGUUGCUAAAGAGUUUGUAAGACUUAAAACAGAAACAAGAUCUGCUGAAGAAACGGCCUAAAAUCCUCGAGUAAUGCAAGAUUGUCACCGCCAGAACAUAGAUACAAUGCUGUUGUCUGAAUAGUGCAUGCAUGUGCAAAUCUGUGGGAAUGUUUAACUAACUAUGUUUUCAGUGUUUGCCAGUACUUAUGUACUAUAUUUGCAAGGUAUGUCAAGGAGCUGUAUAUCUUUUAUACAUAUUUUGGUCUUUGGUAAAGUAAUUGUUCCAAUGAAGUGCCAAAACUAAGAGUAAAUGUUUCAUCAGAUCUUUUGAAACGUUGAUUUCACCUCAUCACAAUUCCUUUAUUUUUUAACAUUUAUUAAUAAAUAAUUAGCUUUUUUAACUGAUUAAUAGGUUGUCUCUGUUAAAUUACUGUGUUGCUUAUUCUAAAUUAAGUUACCUCCUUUACCAUUAUUUUACAAAUGAGGUACCUAGUUUUCUUCAAACUAUCAUUUUAUCCAAGCCUCAUUUUAGGUGUCUUACUGAUAACUUUUUCUAUCAUUACUACAGAUGCAGUUACUUAUAGAAAGUGUUUGUAAUUUUAUAAUUACCAAUAUAAAGUAAUGAUUUUUGCAUAAAAACUGAAAAAGGAUGGAAAUAUUUUAUGCUAAUCUCUUUUCCAACCUUUCAUAAAUAUCACUGUGAAGAAAUGCUGUUAAAGCAGGUCCUCAAGAAGCUGUGCUUACCAGAGUUUGUUACUGAUGUUUGAUAUCUUGAGAUAACUUUGUUCUUCAAAACUGCCAUGGUAAUAUCAUAUUUGUAUUAAAGAGUAAGUCAGUAUCUGUAGAACAGAUUGCUGUACAGUACAGUAUAUGUGCUUUUAAAAAGUCAUUUUUUAAAUGAUAUGGUACUGUACAAGGUUUGGUAGUUUGGGAUAUGUAAUGCCGGUUUGUGGUUUGUUUCUAGAAAUUGUUUAUGAAAAGAAAAGAUGCUGUGAGCAUUUUCACUCAGAGUUAUAACGUUGCUUUACAUACUUAGCUGUAACAUCAGUUAAGUGCUUUAUUUCUUUAAUUAUUUUUUUUUUUUUAGAAAUGUUCAACAGUUUGUACUUAUGCAACAUUACUAUGUAUUGCACUAAAGCAAACUCUGUGUCCUGUAAAUAUAUUUAGUGAGGAAUUGUAAAAUAAAGUAUGCAGAAACUGC